CUCUUCGUUACUUUAACCGGGGAUGAAAACUAGUGAUAGAUAGACAGACACACUUGCGGUUGCGCUUCAGGAGUGUUAAGUCCCGCCAAAAUGCUGACAAUAACCACCGCCUCCGCCUCCAUAUCUCCACCAACACCACCUAACCUCCAACUAAUCAACCGCCGUCACUUGCUGCUUCUCACUUCCCUCUCCUUAUCUUCAUUCUCAGUCUCAGAUUCGGUGGCCACUGCUCGUGGCCUUCUCCAGAUGCCCCCACCUCGCCUCACUAACAGGUACUUUUUGGUGAGGGCUGGGGAGUCCCAAUAUGAGAGCCUCGGAAUAAUCAACACCAACCCUGUAGCAAAAACUUCUGUUGAUAGUGGGUUAUCAGACAAGGGGAAAAAACAGACUCUGAAAUCUGCUUUGGAAUUGAAGGCUAUGGGGGCCUGUGAAAGGAAUUGCUGGAUUUGGCCUUCUAUUACUCAAAGAGCUUACCAGGCUGCUGAGAUCAUUGCAGCUGUUAAUGGUGUCAGUCGUAGUUAUAUAGUUCCAGAGUACAGCUUCCUGGAUGCUCGUGGACUGGGAGCAUAUGAAGGCAAGGAACUGGAAGCCAUUUCACAAGUUUAUGAAUCGGAUAGCAUAUCUUCUACAAUCAAGCCACCUCCUAUAGAUGAUGGAACACCAAAUGAAAGUGUGGCAGAUGUAUUUGUGCGUGUGACACAACUCAUGUCUAUCCUUGAGACUCAGUACUCUGAAGACACUGUCAUUAUAGUGUCUCCAGAUUCUGACAAUUUGACGAUAUUGCAAGCUGGUUUAGUCGGACUUGAUCUUCGAAGGCACAGUGAACUUUCCUUUGGGCCAGGCGAAGUAAGAUAUGUAGAUCCAAGUAGCAUUCCAACCUACAAGCAACCUGCAUCCGCUGUGUAUAAAUGUUUAAACCCACCAAACUGUAACUAAUAUAGCUAGGCCUAGGAGCAUUAUAUCUUUAUAAAUACAAAGUCUAAUGUAUACAAGAGAAAGCAUCUGAUGAUGAUUAUUUGCCCUUUCUGGAUCA
Messenger RNA from Gossypium raimondii (Peruvian cotton), 1033 nucleotides. RefSeq lists its product as uncharacterized. The record is from RefSeq and is a predicted model, not a curated record. The coding region runs from base 91 to 936 and encodes 281 amino acids. NCBI's taxonomy places the organism in Eukaryota, Viridiplantae, Streptophyta, Magnoliopsida, Malvales, Malvaceae. The transcript has 5 exons.